AUGCAUCUCAAACCUCACCGCCACGUGCCUCGAAGGCUCUCUAAGCGUGACGAUCCUCUUCUUGACUUCGAAGUUCUCGACGGCUCCCUCGAUAAACGCGCACAAGUCCAGGGUGAUGUCGCGACAGUAUUCUCGGUUGUCUAUGUAACGGCCUCGGCUACCUUCUCUGGACCUACAGCUGGCUUUGUUACGCUCGGAGCCGACCCUACUACCUCUGCAAAGGCUGCAAAGAGCACAACCGCAAACGACGAUGACAACACAACGACAGCAAAGGCCAAGCAGACAUCAGCGACAGCCAAGACCAGCACCACAUCCACAUCCUCUGCCAAAGUCACAAGCACACUAUCACCAACCGCAAAGUCAACUGCCAGUACCUAUUCUGCUGCAUCGUCCUCCACAUCACUCGUCUCAUCCUCCUCAGUCGUCCUUACUACAUCUGCUGCCGCUUCCUCCACGAUAGCAUCUUCAUCCAUAUCUUCUGCUGCAAAGGCUCAUGCUACGUCCUCUGCAUCGGCCUCUGCAUCAGCGGUCGCGGACGAAACUUCUAGCGGCAUUAGCACUGGUGCGAAGGCCGGCAUUGCUCUCAUGGUUAUCGUUGUUGUUGGUCUUCUCGCCGGUCUUGCCUACUUCCUCAUUCGCAAGAAGAAGGCCCAACAGAAGCAAGCUAUUGGCAUGCAGAGACUCGAUGAUGAGAAGAAGGGCUUCAUCAGCAACAGCCCAAGCACCAUGAGUGUUCCCCAGCCCCCGCCCCAGUCAACACGCAGCAGUGGACCUGCACCGCGUAUCAGUUAUCGCCCAGGCUCCCAGUUCUCUGCUAGUGUGCUUGGAGACGCCGAGAAGGCUGCACUCGGAGCAGCUGGUAGUGUUGCCGCCUCCAGAAACAGCGACCCGUCAAAUCCCUUCGGUAUUCAUGCUCAGACUGUCGAACCUCAAUCGAGAGACGUCAUCUCUCCUAUCCCUGAAGAGCGUUCGCUUAGCCCUCCUGUCGAGCUUCAAGGCAGCCCUGUGCCUAGUCCGACCGCCGCUAGCUUCAAUAUCGACUCUCCCACUACUCCUAGCGCUGGUGCCAAGGCCGAGGUUGGUAUGGCUUCUGUUGUUCCUGUAGCCGCUCUUGCAGGUGGCGCUUCUGGUGUCACUGCCGAUCCUCCAGGUAGUACUGUUCAUCGUGUUCAGCUCGAGUUCAAGCCAUCAAUGGACGACGAGCUCGAGUUGAAGGUUGGCCAGAUCGUUAGAGUCCUGCAUGAGUACGAUGAUGGUUGGGCUCUCUGUAUGAAGAUGGAUCGCUCGCAACAAGGUGUCGCUCCCAGAACUUGUCUUUCAAAACUGCCUCUGAAGCCAAGACCCAUGGGCCCUCCCCCUGGUGCUAAGAAUGGUCCUCCUCGCGCUGCUCCUCGUGCCGGUCCAGGCGCUAUGGGCCCUCCUCCUAGACCCAUUGGUGCCAAAGUCCGUCAAAACUCCUCGUCGUCUCAAGGUUCUGCUGCAUCAUCUCAGCAACGCCGUCCGUCGAUGGCACCUUCUAAGCCGUCAUCUCCCACUUUGAAUGAGCAAGCUCAAGCACGUCAAAGAAACACAUCUGCUGCUGCGUCCCCGACAAAGUCUCAAAGACAAACACAGCAGCGUGUAGCCUCGGCCGCCGAAGCUCAUAGCCGCAGCGCCUCAAUGGGCACUGCAUCGAGUGUCGACAAAUCUACAACUGCCUCUGGUGCAACCACUCCUCUGGGUGUGCCCACCAGAAAGCCAGUUCCCGGCCAAGCCCUCUAA
Molecule: messenger RNA, 1761 nt
Organism: Aureobasidium subglaciale EXF-2481
Lineage: Eukaryota; Fungi; Ascomycota; Dothideomycetes; Dothideales; Saccotheciaceae
Exons: 2
Coding region: 1-1761 (586 amino acids)
Molecular function (GO): protein binding
Source: RefSeq, a predicted model, not a curated record